CGUUCUUUGUUCCAGCCCCAUACAAGCACCGCCCAGGCAGCAAUCUCAUACGCAUCACUUUAAAUUCUCCAAGCCCAAGUCUCACUCAACCAGUCUUAAAAAGACUGUUUUCUACAAACUGGUGCUUCACUUGGAAAUCCCGCUGGGUCUUGGAAAAUUUCACUGAAAUGCUGCUGCUGCCUCUGAUCGCUGCAGCUGCUGCAGGACUAGCAGCCCUGCUCAUUCUGCAAAAGCUGCUCUUCCCCUGUUUCUGGGAUGAUUUGAUUUAUUACCUAAAAUUCAGGAGAACACAGUUGGUGAUAAAGCAAAGGAUGCGCAGAGGAAUCGUGACCUUCUUGGAUCGUUUUGUAGACCAGGCUAAGACAAUACCAAACAAGCCUUUUAUAGUAUUUGAGGAUGAGGUGCACACGUAUGGAGAUGUGGACAGAAGAAGCAAUAAAAUGGCUCAGGUUUUCCUAAAGCACGAAGGUUUCAAAAAAGGGGACACGGUUGCCAUGCUGAUGAACAAUGAGCCCGAUUUUAUCUGUGUUUGGUUCGGACUUGCCAAACUUGGCUGUGCAGUGGCUUUCCUCAACUCCAACAUCAGGUCCAAGUCCCUGUUGCAUUGCUUCAAGGCUUGCAAUGCCAAAAUGCUCGUUGUGGGAGCAGACCUAACUGAUGCUUUGGAAAAUAUUCUGCCAGCUUUACAAGAGGAUGGAAUACAGGUGUGGGUGGCUGCGAAACAGUCCUGCUUGCCCGGUGUAAACAGCCUGCUUGACAAGUUGGAAGAUGAACCAGAUGACCCAGUGCCACCUCAUUUACUGAGCCAGAUAAACCUCAUGUCAACGUUUCUUUUCAUAUUUACAUCUGGAACCACAGGUCUCCCUAAGGCUGCAUAUAUAAGCCACCUUAAAUCCGUUAUGUGCCUUGCCUUCUACUGGAUUUGUGGAGUUAGCAGCAACGACAUCAUCUAUCUGGCGCUUCCACUGUACCACAUGUCCGGAUCUCUACUUGGCAUUGGAGGAUGUAUAGAAAUUGGCGCAACAUGUGUACUAAAGAAAAAGUUUUCAGCUAGUCAUUUCUGGGAUGACUGUAGGAAGUACAACGUAACAGUAUUCCAGUAUAUUGGAGAACUCUGCAGGUACUUGGUCAACCAACCCAAGAAAGAUGAUGACAGAAACCAUAAGGUGUGGUUUGCUGCUGGCAGUGGACUACGACCUGAUGUCUGGAGGCAGUUCUGUGAUCGAUUUGGGAACAUAAAGAUAUUUGAGACAUACGGACUGACAGAAGCGAAUGUUAACUUCAUGAACUAUACUUACAAACUUGGGGCAGUUGGUCGCCUGUGCUAUUUCACUAAGAAAAUAUUCUUUUCUGAGCUGAUUAAGUAUGAUCUUGAAAAAGGUGAACCUGUCCGAAAUGAGAAAGGAAGGUGCAUCAGAGCUGAUCCAGAUGAACCAGGUCUCCUUAUAGGCCAAGUAACUACAUCAAAUCCAUUCCUUGGCUAUGCAGGAAGCAAGGAGCUCUCAGAACCUAAGCUACUGAGAGACGUGUUUGAUGAAGGAGAUAUAUACAUGAACACAGGUGAUAUGAUGGUUUGCGACAGGGAUGGAUUUGUAUACUUCCGAGACAGAAUUGGAGACACAUUUAGAUGGAAAGGAGAGAAUGUUGCAACCACAGAAGUAGAUGAAAUCAUUGGAAUGAUGGAUAUGUUCCAAAAUGUUAAUGUAUAUGGCGUAGCUGUACCAGGACAUGAUGGCAGAGUUGGAAUGGCUUCGCUUGUGCUGAAACCAGAUCAAGACUUUGAUGGAAAGAAGCUUUACGAGCAUGUGUGUGAGUUUUUGCCAAGUUAUGCCCGUCCACGCUUUUGUAGAAUUCAGGAUUCAAUGGAAAUAACUGAGACCUUCAAGCAGCUGAAACAAAGACUAAUCAAAGAAAGUUUUGAUUCUGACAGUAUUACAGAACCUCUGUAUUUCAUGGACUGCUCUGAAAAAUCUUAUGUUCCACUGACCAAGCCAAUGUGCAAGGACAUUUUGUCUGGGAAAAUGAGGUUAUAACAUUUGUAGUUUAACUGCCCAACAUUUAGUUUGAGGCAACUUAGCAAAUAAAAUUGUUAUGUCAGGCACCUGAACAAAUAAUACUAUUUGUAUGUGCUGCACUAGUUUGUAGCGCUUGGUUAAAUGGAAAUCAUUCUAUAGAUGUCUGAAAUGGCCUAACCUGAGGAAACAUUUGAGAACUAUUUCUAAAAAUGGCAGACUUAUUUUGGGUGCUUCAAGCUAUAGAAUUAACUGCAGAUUUUAAGAAGUAAUGCAGACCAUCACUGUACACUUCAAAGUCAACGAAAUGUUUUUAUAUUCUUUUGUAAGAACAUAACAUAAUCUCAGUGAAGGUAAUGCAUCUGUCUUCGGCUAAAUUUGUAGUUUUAAGGUACUGUGUAUAAUUUUACAUUUUAUUGAAUAUAUUAUCAUUUUUUACUCAAGAAGUGAAUAGGUUGGACCUUAGAAAUGCAGACUUUCAAUGCCAGAUUGGGCUACUUUUGCCAAACUUCUUCUAGUUGUUUUCCUGAAAUUCCAGCAUAAAGCUGUCAUGUCUCCUAAUGUAUAAUAGAGUUGCCAUCUUUUUCCCAUUUCUUCCCUAUAAUCAAAUCCGCUGUGUCUGUGGAUGUCUAAGUAUAUUAACCCCGUCUACAUGCAGAAGCAAUUCUUUCUUUAAACACUGAGAUAACACACUUCUGCCUUCAACUUUUAUACCUUUGUCUGUUUCUACCAUGCCCCUCCUAGUCUUUCUCCGGAUUUUGAUGAAAGUUCAGCAACACCAUUUCCUAAAGCCAGCUGAUAGGUUUUGCGUGUGUGUGUGUGUGUGUGUGUGUGUGUGUGUGUGUGUGUGUGUGUGUGUGUAUGUGUGUGUGCUGUGAACAUAAGGCACAUUAUUAAGACAGUUUUAAUCAUAUGAACAAAAAAAAAAAAGAACAUUGCAUUUACAUAGCUAAAGUGAAUUGCGUGUUCUGUCAGAUACAAUACACAAAUACAUAUGCACACAAACAUAAUUUGUUUUAUUUUAGUUGCUUUAGGGCAGUAGUUUAUUUUCAUUAUUGUUUGUUUCUGCAACAUUUUGUUGUGCUCUGUUUUCUUUCCAUCUGUAUUCUUUCUGAGGCAGUCUGUCCAGAACAUAAUAUUGUAUUGCAUUUUGUAAGGUGUACCCAUUGUGAGAUACAAUUUUUGUAUUGCGAAUACCCCUGUCUAAGCCUAAAGACACAUUUUAAAACCAUUUUGAAAAGUCACUUUAUCGGUCUUAUACAUGGCAUUAUUACACGAGAAAGAAUGCUGUAUACUUUUCUUAGUAUAUGCAGGAAGAACAUGAAAACAGUAACCAAAAUGUUGUCUUCUUAGAAAUAUGGAAUUCAAUCCCAUAUUUUACAUUAGUUUCAAAAACAAUCUUCUCCUCGGUGGUAAGAAGGUAAUCAAAAUAUUAAACAUUUUUUAAAUAACAAGGCAUUCAGUUUUGCCCAAUGUUUUUAUGUUUCAACACCACUGUAUGAUUUGCUAGAAGUUGACUUAGAAUAAAAAUUAAAAACAAGUUAUAUGUAAUUUGGGACAGCAACAUGAUUUUCUGAAUGUGCCUCAGUUUUCUCACAUUGUAUCCAUCCCACCUCUCUGUCCCGUCCUUUCUCUUGUCAGUAAUACAAUUCCCCUAUCUUAAUAUGUUGUGGAUACCCAACCAGCCUUCACUGUGAACCUAUCUACCCUGUAGCAUCAACCUAAAAUGUUGCUCAACUGAAAGAGGUUUGAGUGUUGUACACCACGUGUCAUGUAUAUCAGCACAGUCAAGUCUUUUCGGCUUUUCCCGGUUAGGGGUCACCACAGCGGAACUCCAGUCUGCUAAUGAUUGGCAGUAGAUUUUUUUAUGGUGCCAAGUUGCCAGCCUGAU
Protopterus annectens (West African lungfish) is the source of this 3903-nucleotide messenger RNA. Its product is annotated as long-chain fatty acid transport protein 6-like. Bases 168 to 2033 code for a protein of 621 amino acids. The transcript has 10 exons. Gene Ontology annotation, molecular function: long-chain fatty acid-CoA ligase activity; long-chain fatty acid transmembrane transporter activity. NCBI's taxonomy places the organism in Eukaryota, Metazoa, Chordata, Ceratodontiformes, Protopteridae. The record is from RefSeq and is a predicted model, not a curated record.